AUGGACUUCCCCGUUUCUGACAGCCAAGAGGCAUAUUCUGAAGACUUUGAUCCUGUCCAUCUGAACGCCGCUUGCAUCCAACAACCUCACUGUGGCUCUCUCACUUUUAGUCCUUUCCUUGAAGAUGACGAGGAGAGCUAUUGGGAGACGGUGUCCAGCACGUCAAGCGAAUGUGAAACCAAGAUUGGCGACGGCGGUAUCGUACUACCCGACACGGUGCUGAGCGCAACUGAACCUCUCUUACCCAUCCACCACAAUGGUCACGGCAGGACAACGAUACCUCCAUUGCCAGAAUCACCGACAAGCAGCAUGGGACAUCUCUCACCUCUAGAAAAUGAAGAAGACCAAACAGACACAGGCGACACAACUCCUCCAGAUGAUCUCGUCCUUCCUGAAGUCAUCAUUGAGGAUCACCUCCCAGGCGAAAAUGACAUGAUGAGCGGCGCGGUCGAUCCACAAGACGACAUCCAACCGCUCUCGACAUUCACCGAGGAAAGUGUCAUGUGUGAUUGCAAGAACAACUUUGCUAGGUUGCUGUCGAGCAUGCCCUUCAAAGUCAUCGGACGGUAUGAGCUAGCUACUUUCAACCUCCCCUUCGACGACGUGCGGUGCCUACAGCAAUUGCCGCCCGAUUUCCUCACAACAUACUUUGGUGUGGGUCGGGCGAUGGCAGAGGCCACAGAGGAUAUGGAGUAUUCGGACGACGCGUUCCUGGAGGCAAUGGCGAAGCGCGGCGGCACGUCGAGGAGGCGGGUGGUCUAUCCGGAGGAUAUCAUCCCAUUUAUCGGCUUCGGGGAGGUAGAAGAUGGCGAAGACGAUGGCGACCUGUACGAUCAGGAGUACUGGAGGGAGCUGCAACUACAGGGAGAAAUCUGGGAUGAUCUCUACGUACCUUGA
This is a messenger RNA of Capronia epimyces CBS 606.96, 897 nucleotides long. RefSeq lists its product as uncharacterized. The transcript has a single exon. The record is from RefSeq and is a predicted model, not a curated record. The coding region runs from base 1 to 897 and encodes 298 amino acids. Lineage: Eukaryota; Fungi; Ascomycota; Eurotiomycetes; Chaetothyriales; Herpotrichiellaceae.